Molecule: messenger RNA, 1513 nt
Organism: Oncorhynchus mykiss (rainbow trout)
Lineage: Eukaryota; Metazoa; Chordata; Actinopteri; Salmoniformes; Salmonidae
Molecular function (GO): RNA binding
Source: RefSeq, a predicted model, not a curated record
GGCCAGGCCACCCCUGGUGGGCAGGGCUAAAAUAAUGUUAUCUGAGCCUGCGCGCUGGCCUCUGUUCGCGGAUAGAUGAGACCACCUCGCUGCUUUUUGCUACAGCUAGAACAAGUCGUAUAAUUUACUGAUAUUAUAUCAGAAAUUUCAACCGUAACAACAAAUUUUACAAUGGCUAGGUACAUGAGGCCACCUAACCCAUCACUCUUCAUUAGAAACAUCUCAGACGAAUCCAGGCCAGAGGAACUACGCCGCGAAUUUGGUCGUUAUGGGCCUAUUGUAGAUGUCUACAUUCCACUUGACUUCUCUACACGGCGACCAAGAGGAUUUGCUUACAUUCAAUUCGAGGACGUGCGAGAUGCAGAGGAUGCCCUCCACAACCUGGACCACAAGUGGGUGUGUGGUCGACAGAUCGAGAUCCAGUUUGCACAGGGGGACCGAAAAACCCCCAACCAGAUGAAGACUAAGGAGAGCUCUCCUCGCAGAGGGUCCCGCAGCAGCUCCUUCUCCCGCUACGACGACUACGAACGCGGCGAUGGCCGUCGCAGACGCUCUCGCAGUCGCAGCUACGAAAGGCGCCGGUCGCGUAGCCCUUCCUGCGACCGCCGUCCUCGGAGGUCAGAGAGCCCUAGAGACUCUCGAUCAUAUGGCAGGCACAGGCGAAGCAGAAGCCAUGAAAAUGACAGGUACAGGGGCCCUCCACGUGAACACCACAGGAUGCACCACGCACCCCCGUCUCGUAACCGCUCUGCAUCCCGCUCCCCCUCUCCUCCCAGAUCUAGGCCCAAAGACACAAAGUCUCAGUCCAAAUCCCCCAGCCCCGUCAAGGACUUCCACCCCUCUUCUGGCUCCCAGAAACAGGCCUGUCGACGCUCCUACUCCAGAUCUGUGUCCCGAUCUCGCUCCAGAUCCUAGGACCCCACCACCCUCAAACCCUGUUAUUCUGUAGCUAAAGAUAUUUUUGUUCAACACUACAACAUAUGAAUAUGGUAUCUAGGGAGUGGUUAUUCCACACCCCACCUCGGUUCAUUAGUUGAGUUAUUAUGAUAUCUCUGGGCUGAUGCCAUACAACAGGAGAGCUGGUUGUCCCUACAGAUGGAUAGUACUUUUUUUUAUGUUAGUUCAGUUUCAUUCACCUCUGGAAAAACAUUGUCUGUUUUUGAUUUACAUUCAUAUCAGUUUAAUUCUAUUAAUUGAGAACCCAAUGGAUUUAAGUUCAGCACAUAAGAAUUGGUCAACUAUGAAAUGCAAAGGUACAGUUUUGGGCUAAUGGGUAUUAACCUCUAGCUACAGAAGAGUCCAAAAACCCAUUUAUAAGAAAAAACAAGUUAAAUCUGGAGUUUGCAGUGAUAUCUAGCCAUCAAGUUAACUGCUUUUAUUUUUGUACAUUUGAUGUUGCUGAAGUCUCCCGCAUUUUUUUUAUUUGAUAUCAAUUGUUAUUUUGUGUUCAAAUCGAGCAGCGGUGUUUUCUUUUUGUGGAUUAAAAAUGUUACGUUUUAACUUUUGUUAAUCA